AAGGCUCACCAUUUAUCCUCGCCGCUAACUACCUGCAGCCGUGGCUGAACGGAGCUUCACGCGCAGAGUGAAAGAGAAAGGUAGAAGAAGGACAGCAGUCUGUUGCGAUGAAAACAAAGUGGCGUAUCUAUAUCUUAUGGAGUGUUUUAUCACUUGACCUCCUCAGCUUCGCCCUGGACUCUUCUAAACCUCCGCUAACAAGAAGGAAGAAGGUUUUCAAACUGUCAAAAUUCCAAACAUACAAACUGCCAAGAAAAGGCAACAGAACAUCCUCCCACAGGUCGGCUGCCAGCGCUUCUCCAUUGGCUCUACUCAGUUCCCGAUACAUCCGUCAAGGGGAGCCCAAGGCAAAGAUCCUGUCGGACUUUGCUUACCUCCCGGACGUUUCUGUAACCUGCGCCACGUCGGACUUUGUGGUGCGGGUCAAACCGACUUUCUACGGCCAUGGCGCAGAUGCAGAGGAGCUGAAAUUAGGCAGCACCUGCAAAAGCAACGGGGUUCUCAAACCCUCCGGUGACCUGCUCUUCACGUAUCCUCUGACAGCGUGUGAUGUCGUGCGUGAGUCUCCCCUCGGUUAUCUGCUCUACAAAUUCACGCUCCAUUAUGAGCCUUCGUCAAAGCGUUUACCAAAGAGGAUCGAUGUCGACAUUGAAUGCCGUUAUCAAAGGAACCACCAUGUGCACCAGCUGACUGUGCAGCCCACCUGGGAAACCGUUGUUGUGCGUAAAAAGCUGAAAGGAAGUGCAAAUGACUUCCAGAUGGAGCUGAUGGAUGAUUCAUGGAGCAGACCAGCGAAGUCGCAGGUGUACCAGCUUGGAAAGACGGUUAAUUUCCAGCUCUCUGCUCCUCAUCUCUCAACUGGUGGAAAACUUUACAUAAAUACCUGCUAUGCUUCACCAUCCAGUGGCUCUAAAUCUCUCAAAUACACCAUCAUUGACAAUUUUGGCUGUAUGCUGGACAGCAAGAGCUGACCCCGGGGCCUCUCAGUUCGUCUCUCGGACAGAUGAGACCCUGAGAUUCUCCCUCAAGGCUUUUCAGUUCACUUCUGACCCUGACACGGAGAUCAAUAUUCACUGCAAAUUAUCAGUUGCACCAGAGGACCCGGGUCCUGCACACAAGUCAUGCACUUACAGAGGGAACAGGUGGAAGGCCCUCACUGGUGACGACUCCAUAUGUAAAUGCUGUGAUUCACAGUGUGUUACCUCUAAAGUCCGUAGGGCCAUGAUGGAAGGCUCUGCCAGCAGUGGGUCUUUGUUGGUCUCGGAUCAGCCGGACGCAGCAGAAGACUUUCUACCAGUCAACAUGAGCAGAGAAGGCGAGGCCACGAUAAAUCCUCACAUGGUUGAGCUGAUACACAGUCAUGAGAAACUUGGGGAAAGUGCGCAUGUAGUAAAGUACGAUAAUGAAGAGGUGCAAGGCAACUUUGAUGAAGAAGAUAAAGAACAACUUGAAGAAGAGGGUCAGCAUGAAGAAGUAGAAAGUGAGUUUAUACUUAGCGUGAUGACAGAACCUGAUUUAGAUGAGUGGGUCUCUGAAGAGGAUGGGACAGGGUAUGUUGUGCAAGUGGAGAGUGGAGAGGAGGAUGGAUUUGAGGGAAGAGAAGAUGAGACCCUUUUGAAUGAGAAGGCUGAAGUGUUGCAUCAUUCAGUGCAGUUGGAGCAAAUGUUCCCUUCAGAGGUGGGCCUGCAGAGAGUGUUGCAGCCCUCUAAAGGCAAGGAAGAGGACGGGAAACAUGCAGGUAGAGGUGAAGAGCAUGACAGGAUGAUCGAGGACGAGUGGAAGAACGAUGACAGUCUGGCAGAUUUAUUAGAUGAUUGAGAUAACCUGGUAUUUCACAUGGAGGUAGCAUUAGUUUAAUAGAUCGAUCAGUACUCUGCUCUAAGACCUAAGACUGUAACUGACAGGAUACUAUGAUUUACUUCAAUAAACAUAAAAAUGCA
Messenger RNA from Cottoperca gobio, 1940 nucleotides. Its product is annotated as zona pellucida sperm-binding protein 3. Gene Ontology annotation, biological process: egg coat formation; positive regulation of acrosome reaction; binding of sperm to zona pellucida. NCBI's taxonomy places the organism in Eukaryota, Metazoa, Chordata, Actinopteri, Perciformes, Bovichtidae. Gene Ontology annotation, molecular function: acrosin binding. The record is from RefSeq and is a predicted model, not a curated record. Gene Ontology annotation, cellular component: extracellular matrix. Bases 108 to 971 code for a protein of 287 amino acids. The transcript has 8 exons.